CGUCCUGUGUUUCCGAUUUCAGUGCAUUCUGCAAAUUUACGCGCUUUGAAUGCUUUCCCCGUUUGGUACCACUACCGUAUUUCACCGCCAUAAAACAGUCGUUUGUAAUGUCUAGCGAGGAGAACGCCUUCUUGAAUUACAAGAUUUUUAACUGGUCUAGUUAUUCUACGAAUUAUCUGCCAGAAAACAUUCAACAGAAUGAGCCGACAAAACAGUCAUCGAGAUGGUCAUCAAGCUCCAAUUCACCCCCACAGUUUCUACUCCUCAAACUACCACGACCAGCGAUCGUUCAAACCAUUAUGUUUGGAAAAUUUGAGAAAAAUCAUGUCUGUAAUAUCAAGAAAUUUAAAGUUCUAGGGGGAAUGGAAGAGGAUAAUCUGAUAGAGUUACUCAAAGGUGGACUAAAGAACGAUCACAACCCAGAAACAUUCCAUAUGAAGCAUAGAAUAGAUGGACAACUGUUCCCUUGCAGGUUUAUCAAAAUAGUACCACUGUUAUCCUGGGGUUCAGCUUUUAACUUCAGUAUCUGGUACGUUGAACUGAGAGGCAUAGAAGAAACUGAAAUCGUUCAACCAUGUUUAAAAUGGUAUUAUGAGCAUCGCGAACGAGAAGCAAUACGUCUAUGUUUGAAGCAUUUUCGACAACACAAUUACGUUGAAGCGUUUCAAUCUUUGCAAAAAAAAACUAAAAUAACACUGGAACAUCCCCUAUUGACUGAACUUCACAGGAAAUUGGUCAUGGAUGGAGACUUUGAGGAAUGUGAAAAUAUAAUGCAAAAAGCUGUCACUGAGGAUCUAUUCAAUCAUUAUAUCAGCCAUCAAGAAUACAAAGCACAAUGGGCGAAUAUAUCAUUAAAAUCCUUUCCACAGCCUGAUGGUUUGCCUGGUAUGAGAGGAGGCCAUCAAAUGUGCAUGGACUAUAUCAACAAUCAUGUUUAUCUUCUCGGUGGAUGGGACGGGACCAAAGACUUACCUGAUUUCUGGAGAUUUGAAGUUGAUCGUUCGACAUGGGUUUGUCUGUCUGCUGUUACAAAUGAUGUUGGAGGCCCGUCUGCCCGUUCUUGCCACAAGAUUUGUAUAGAUUGUGAAAAUGGAAGAUUGUACACUCUGGGGAGGUACCUUGACUCUUCAAAACGGACACUUUCAACAGUGCGAAAUGAUUUUCACGUUUAUCACAUUAAGACUGGCAAAUGGCAAUUAUUAAGCAAAGAUACAGCUGUGGAUGGAGGACCUAGGUUAAUAUUUGACCACCAGAUGUGCAUUGAUCAGCCAUCUCAAACCAUCUAUGUCUUUGGAGGUCGAAUUUUGACAGCAAACACACAAAGUCAGGUCGGUUCAAUGCGACCAUUACCGGAAUUUUCCGGUUUAUACCGGUACCAUAUCCCUUCAAGUACAUGGCAUUUGUUGAGAGAAGAUUCAGGGAAUGCUGGACCCCAAGACAUCAGAUCAAGAAUUGGACAUUCAAUGCUAUUGGAUACUGAAACACACUGUCUUUACAUUUUCGGGGGUCAAAGAUCAAAAGAGUAUGUGAACGAUUUCUUUGUCUACGACAUAAACCAGGACUCGGUGAAUGUUCUCCAUGACGGAACCAAGAAAGAAGAAGGCUUGCCACCGUCUGGUUUUACCCAGAGAGCAACAAUAAAUCCUGCGUUGAGGGAGAUUCAUAUGCUCUCGGGACUAAGCAAAGACAAGGAUAAACGUGAAGACAACAUGCAGAAUUCAUUCUGGAUUUACGGAAUCAAUGACGAUAGUUGGAAUUGCGUUUAUAAGAAUGAACUGUCAUCACAAGGUGGCGCUACACAGUCUGGAACAAGCAGUUCCGCUUCAGUGGAAGUCAACGAACCAUGCCCAAGAUACGCACAUCAACUCGUAUAUGAUCAUGUCAGAAGGACCCACUAUAUGUUUGGAGGGAAUCCCGGAAGCAAAUCAUCACCUAAAACAAGACUUUCUGACUUCUGGAGUUUAAAUUUGUCAAGGCCUUCGAAAGGAGAUAUUCUGCAAAAGUGUAGGUAUAUGAUAAGACGACACAAAUUCCGCGAACAAUCUCUGAGCGACCCAAUGUCUGCUCUUCUGUAUUUACAAAACGACGUCUCGGAAACUGUCCACCAUGAGGACCCAAAGGAAGAAAGAGAAUUUCGACUUUUAGCGACGUCAUUAUUUGGUUCUGUAUCCGAUUCAGAGUCAGAUGAUGACACUAUGAACGCCACGCCAUCUAUAACAGCCACAGACUCUGAGAAGACAUCAGCAACUAAAUCAUCUACUGUUAAGACUUCUUAUUUACAUUUAAAAUAUGCUGACAUCGACGAAAAUUUUGUUGAAAGAACUAAGCUAUUUGAUGCAUUAGCUUCAUAUUUUCCCGAAGAGAUGACACAGCCAAGUGGAAAUAUUAUAGACUUGAUGCAAUUAUGAUUGUUCUCAAUAAUAUGAACUAUUUUAUCACAUUAUUUAUCCAGUUAUUUGCUUUUUCAAAAUAUUUUAUCUCAAAAGGUAGCUAAAACGUUAAAAAUUUACUACUUAAACCAGAGGUCAGCAACCUACGGGCCGAAUACGACCCGCAGAAUAAUAUAACCCGGCCCGCGCCACUUCGCUGAAUUAUAGUAACAAAACAGCUGUUUUAACGAUUAUAUUCUUCACGUAACAGAAUUUAUUGUAAGACACGUGUAGAUUAAGUUAUAUUAUAAUAUAACAAGUAUAAAAUUCACAAU
Messenger RNA from Styela clava, 2704 nucleotides. Its product is annotated as muskelin-like. Gene Ontology annotation, molecular function: protein binding. The record is from RefSeq and is a predicted model, not a curated record. NCBI's taxonomy places the organism in Eukaryota, Metazoa, Chordata, Ascidiacea, Stolidobranchia, Styelidae. Gene Ontology annotation, cellular component: cytoplasm.